Molecule: messenger RNA, 1302 nt
Organism: Pipistrellus nathusii (Nathusius's pipistrelle)
Lineage: Eukaryota; Metazoa; Chordata; Mammalia; Chiroptera; Vespertilionidae
Source: the annotation of a GenBank genome assembly
AUGAACUCCAUUCUGCCAGCCCUUCUGGGCCUCACCCUCAUGCUAUCCCGAGGGCAGGCCCUGAUCUGUCAGUCGGGAACAUAUGAAACUGUGAGGGAAACAUCAGAACCGCCCUUGGAGUGGACAGUAGGUGCGGAAUUCUGCAUGGAUGGCUGGGGUUGCCAAGAUUCGCUUAUGCUCGUUGAGAAUGGACCCCAAGUGCUCCUAAUUCUCACCAAGGGCUGUACCCCGAAGGAGGAUCAUGAGGCCCGUGUCACCCAGCACAGGAAAGGCCCUGGUCUCUCCGUCGUCUCCUACACCCGUGUCUGUCGCCAUCAGAACUUCUGCAAUGAUCUCACCACCUCCCUCCCUGUCUGGAGCCUGCCCACCUCUGCAGUCCCAGGAUCUGUGCGGUGCCCAGUCUGCUUUGGUGAGGAAGACUGUGAAUCUGCAGUAGAAGUGACCUGCCCAUUUGGGCACAACCACUGCUACAAUGGGACCCUGCAGAUCAGGGGAGAUGGCAUCUUCACUGAUCUGAAAGUCCAGGGAUGCAUGUCCCAAAGAGCUUGCAACCUGCUUAAUGAGACUCGGGAAAUCGGGGCCUUAUCUGUGAAUGAAAAGUGUGAUUCUGUCGCUCGUCUGAUCUGUGAUAUGGGGAUCAUGCUUCAGAUGAAAGAAGACCUGGCUCAGAACCCCCUGCCUUGGGAUACAUUUUUGAACGUGACAUGUGAUUUGAAUGAGGUGUGUCAGGAGACACUGCUGCUCAUAGAUGUAGGACCUAAAUCACUCAUGGUGGGGAGCAAGGGCUGCAGCAAGACUGAGACACAGAAUUCCACGACUAUCUCCAUCCACUUGGCACCCCCUGGAGUGCUUGUCGCCUCCUAUGCCCAUUUCUGUUCUUCCAACGGGUGCAACAGAGCCACAAGUAGCAGUGUCCUGCUGAACUCCCUCCCUCGUCCAGCUGUCCCUGCCCCAGGAGACCUGCAGUGUCCUGCCUGUGUGCAUUUCAGAGGAUCCUGUUCAAACUCUGUAAAUGUCACGUGCCCUCGUGGUACCACUCAUUGUUAUAACAACGACCUCAAUCUCCAAGGUGGUGGGGUGUCUGCUGUAUUUAGCAUCCAGGGCUGCGUGGCCCAACCUUCCAGCUCCUUGUUGAAACACACCAAAAAUAUUGGGCAGUUCAUUGUAAGUGAGAAUGGGGCUGUUUCUGUUCACUGCCUGGCUUGGGUGGUGGGGUUGGGGUUAUCCCUAACCUUUUGGUGUGGGAUAAUCUCCCCUCUGACUCCAUUUACCCAUGAUUUUUCUCCCCUGCUGACCCCCUAA